UCCGCUGUCGGUGCCUCUGUGGACUGUGUUGUGGUCGGCGGCGGUAUCAGCGGCCUCUGCAUCGCGCAGGCGCUCUCCACCAAGCACGCCAAGGCCGCCGCGAACGUCGUCGUUACCGAGGCCCGAGACCGAGUUGGAGGCAACAUCACCACCGUCGAGAGGGACGGUUAUCUGUGGGAGGAAGGUCCCAACAGUUUCCAGCCCUCUGAUCCCAUGCUUACCAUGGUGGUGGAUAGUGGUCUGAAGGAUGAACUUGUUCUUGGUGAUCCUAAUGCGCCACGAUUUGUGUUGUGGAAUGGGAGAUUGAGGCCAGUGCCUGGGAAGCCAACUGAUUUACCUUUCUUUGAUUUGAUGAGCUUUGGUGGCAAGCUAAGAGCUGGCUUUGGUGCACUUGGAAUUCGACCUCCUCCUCCAGGUCACGAGGAAUCAGUUGAAGAGUUUGUGCGCCGUAACCUUGGAGAUGAAGUUUUUGAACGCCUAAUAGAACCUUUUUGUUCUGGUGUCUAUGCGGGUGACCCUUCAAAAUUAAGUAUGAAAGCGGCAUUUGGAAAAGUUUGGAGGCUUGAACAAAAUGGCGGAAGCAUUAUUGGUGGCACUUUCAAAGCAAUACAAGAGAGAAAGAGUACUUCAAAACCUCCUCGAGAUCCGCGCCUGCCAACACCAAAGGGCCAAACCGUUGGAUCUUUCCGGAAGGGACUUAUCAUGUUGCCAGAGGCAAUUUCUGCAAAGUUAGGCAACAAAGUGAAGUUAUCCUGGAAGCUUUUGGGUAUUAGUAAACUGGAUAGUGGAGAGUACAGUUUGACAUAUGAUACGCCAGAGGGAGUAGUCUCUUUGCAGACAAAAAGUGUUGUCAUGACCAUUCCUUCGCAUGUUGCCAGUACAUUGUUGCGUUCCAUCUCUGAGACUGCUGCAGACGCACUUUCAAAGUUUUAUUACCCUCCAGUUGCUGCGGUUUCUGUUUCCUAUCCAAAGGAAGCUAUUCGAUCAGAAUGCUUGAUAGAUGGUGAAUUGAAAGGGUUUGGUCAAUUGCACCCACGCACCCAAGGGGUGGAAACAUUAGGAACUAUAUACAGCUCAUCACUGUUCCCUAACCGAGCACCAGAUGGAAGGGUUCUACUCUUGAACUACAUCGGAGGCGCUACUAAUCCUGGAAUUUUAUCAAAGACGGAUAGUGAACUUGUUGAAGCAGUAGAUCGAGAUUUGAGAAAAAUGCUCAUAAACCCAAAUGCCGGGGAUCCAUUCGCGUUGGGGGUGAGAGUUUGGCCUCAAGCUAUUCCACAGUUCUUAGUUGGCCAUCUUGAUCUGCUAGAUAUUGCUAAAUCUUCUCUCAAAAAUACUGGGUUUGAGGGGCUGUUCCUUGGGGGCAACUAUGUCUCGGGCGUUGCAUUGGGUCGAUGUGUUGAGGGAGCCUAUGAGAUAGCUGCCGAAGUAGAUGAUUUUCUUGCACAGAAGGUUUACAAAUAGUGGUAAUAUUUGUUUCCCGUUGAAUUGUAAUAGCAACUUUGCUCAAAUCAGGCACUUCAGGUCCUUGGCAGAUUCAGUUGCAUAUAGAUGCGGAUUUCAGAUGUAUUUAGCAAAGUAGUUCUCACAGUUACUCCACCCUUCCCCUCUGAUCUGAUAGGCUUAGUAGAUUUUGACCUGUUAUGACAAUCCAGGCAAUAUUCUGAAACAAUUGGACGAGUGUCAUGAUUGUAGGUCUUGUUUCUGAAAUUUUUACAUUUUGAUUUUAUUUUAUAGUUUUCUUGUGUGGUUCUAAUCCUCAAA
Messenger RNA from Arachis ipaensis, 1764 nucleotides. Its product is annotated as protoporphyrinogen oxidase 1, chloroplastic. Gene Ontology annotation, molecular function: protoporphyrinogen oxidase activity, oxygen as acceptor. The record is from RefSeq and is a predicted model, not a curated record. Gene Ontology annotation, cellular component: chloroplast thylakoid. NCBI's taxonomy places the organism in Eukaryota, Viridiplantae, Streptophyta, Magnoliopsida, Fabales, Fabaceae. Gene Ontology annotation, biological process: porphyrin-containing compound biosynthetic process.